Molecule: messenger RNA, 765 nt
Organism: Gregarina niphandrodes
Lineage: Eukaryota; Apicomplexa; Conoidasida; Eugregarinorida; Gregarinidae
Product: enolase
Exons: 1
Coding region: 1-765 (254 amino acids)
Biological process (GO): glycolytic process
Cellular component (GO): phosphopyruvate hydratase complex
Molecular function (GO): magnesium ion binding; phosphopyruvate hydratase activity
Source: RefSeq, a predicted model, not a curated record
AUGGGUGCUGAGGUCUAUCACAACCUCAAGAGCAUCAUCAAGAAGCAGUACGGCAUGGAUGCCACCAACGUUGGAGAUGAGGGUGGAUUCGCUCCGUCCAUUCAGGACAAUUUCGAAGCUCUCAACCUUCUCGUGGAAGCCAUUAAGGCGGCUGGACAUGAUGGUAAGGUGAAGAUUGGUACCGAUAUUGCCGCUUCCGAGUUCUUCAAGGAGGGUGGGAUGUACGACUUGGAUUUCAAGAACAAGGACUCCGACAAAUCGAAGUGGCUAAAGGGAGACCAACUUGUUAAGGUGUACAUGGAGUUCGUUGACAAGUACCCUAUGGUGUCCAUUGAAGAUCCUUUCGAUCAGGACGACAUUGCAGCUUGGACGAACAUGCAGAAGGAGCUUGGAAGCAAGAUCCAGAUUGUCGGUGAUGAUCUGCUCGUCACAAAUCCCAAGCGUAUCGCCUGGGCGAAAGAACAUGACGCUUGUAAUGCCCUGCUGCUGAAGGUGAACCAAAUCGGAUCCGUAACCGAGUCCAUUGAAGCCGUGAAGCUUGCACAGUCCUACGGAUGGGGUGUCAUGGUCUCCCAUAGAUCUGGUGAGACUGAAGAUACCUUCAUCGCUGACCUCGUCGUUGGUCUCGGAACAGGCCAGAUAAAGACCGGGUCCCCCUGCAGAUCUGAAAGACUUGCCAAGUACAAUCAGAUCAUGAGAAUCGAAGAAGAGCUCGGCACUAAUGCCUGCUUUGCGGGUGUGCACUUCAGGAAGCCGUGCGUGUAA